AUGCCCUCAACAACAACAACCGAGGAUUUUGAGAUUCAGGUUACAAUUCCGACUAAAAGCCCUACAAUCGAUCGUGAGCCGUUGAAAAACAACAAGAAGCCGUACAUAAUAGAAAAGCGAACAUUUUCAACGACAUCUCCGCUGCAUCAUAUCAGUUCUGAUAUGGAAUCUGAUGAUCCUCCCGAAAUCACUCCAGUUCCAGCUCCGGUAGAACAGCAUGUUCCAGGAAUGUGGUACCCAAUGAAAAAAGGAGACAUUCCACAUUUAGGAAUUGUGGCUGGCGAAUUGAGACGAUCCCCCUCAAAGGCAAUUGUUUACGAAGACGACAAAAGAUUGUAUAACGAAUAUACAAAGGAUAAUCGAAAGAAUAGACCAAUCCGAAUUGAAAUGGAUAAUGCAAUGAACUUUAUGAAAAAUGAAUGCAGAAACGAUAGCAAUUGUGGCAACAAAACCAUAUGCUGUACCAAAAAAUGGUGCGACAGAACAAACAACUGUGGUGUUGGAAGAUUCUGCCUGACAUCUUGCGACGCUACAAAAUUAACCUUCUUACCAUUCUCAAGCAAUGCUGAAUCUAUAAUUGAUAUAAUUUAUGACUAA
Molecule: messenger RNA, 597 nt
Organism: Caenorhabditis bovis
Lineage: Eukaryota; Metazoa; Nematoda; Chromadorea; Rhabditida; Rhabditidae
Source: the annotation of a GenBank genome assembly